This is a messenger RNA of Saimiri boliviensis boliviensis (Bolivian squirrel monkey), 3665 nucleotides long. The record is from RefSeq and is a predicted model, not a curated record. Lineage: Eukaryota; Metazoa; Chordata; Mammalia; Primates; Cebidae.
GCCUGGUGGGGGGCAGGGCGCUGUGCCGGCCAGUGGGGGCGGGUGGCUGGUGAGGGCCCCUCUCUCCUGGGCAGGGAGUGUCGCCACAGACUCCCUGGGCUGGGGACGGUCUGGGACGGGGCCAGGGGGAUGAGGUGCUGGUUUUAUAGAAGGAGGCGUUGUGGAGCCUCUGGUGGUCAGGGCAGGCUUCAGGCGGGGGAGGGUGGGCGCCCAGGGCGCUUCCUGCUAGAGGAGGGGUCACUUCAGGGCGAGGGACCAGGGGAAACCCGUGAUUGAAGUUUUAGCGGCUGAGGCCCGCCCACCCUGGGCGUUGCCCUGGAAACAGGCCAGCCGCGGACCGGGAGGGCUGGGGGGCGGGGCACGGACCGAGCCGGGCCGGGAUUCAGCUGGACCUGCGCCCUGGUCCUGGCUCAGCCUGCAAAGCCCAGGUGGGACCAGCCAGUGCCCACCAGGAGGCCGCGUCACUCCUGCCGCUGAGGCCGGGCAUGACCUUUGGCUGGGAGAGGGUGGUGGUGGUGGUGCCUGUCGCCUGGCCCCCACACCUGUGCCCUCUGGUCCGUCCGUGCCUGGGAUGGAUGUGUGCUCACUCCCAGGUUGCUGUGGGGUGGGGUGGGUGCACAUGUGCCCAACACCUCAGCGGCACGCACAGCCAAGGCCACCGCCCACUGUACACGCCGCAACAGCAUUUAGCCCAGGCUGCCUGGGUCCUCCCUGCUGUCCUGGGAGACAGCUUUGUGAGCAAUGGGCUGAGGUUGGACUGGCCCAGCCUAGCCACCCACAUGCUUGGGCUGGUGGCAUUUGGCAAUGUUGCUGCCGGCCAUGCAGCUGCCUAGGCCCUGUGUGACCCCAGACUGUGGUGCAGGGGUCCAGGUGGGAUGGGCAGGGCCAGGGCUGUGGUGGCAUGGCACCUGGGGUGGGCUGCUCCCCGAGCCCGAAGGCGUCCCCGCCCCCAGGCCUACGUGUGUGUGUGUUGCCUUCACCCUCAGCCCCUAGCAGAGAAGUACCCGACAGUGCAGGGGAGGGGCGGGGGGAGGCCUGGAGCGUGCAGUUGGCCUCGGUGACCCAGGAGGAAAGACUGGGGGGCCCUGGACUGCCUGUCCCUCCCCUGCAGCUGGGGGUGGUCAGAGUGGGGGGCUCCAGCCUCAGGGCUCAGGUUUGGUGGGAGGGGCCUGGUCCCACCUGGCCUCGGAUCCCCCAGUCCCUGCUCCUCUGUGUGCAUGAGGGGCUGCCCGCUUGCUUGGGACCCCCCAGGGUGAGGGUCUGAGACAGGCACUGGGGCCACCAGGAAGCACACACCACAGUCUGUGUUCGUGGGCCUCCCUCCUCCUCAAAGCUGCCUGGGAGCCCAUGGGCCUGGGGGGGUGGUCAGGGUGUGUGGGCUUGGCUCUGUCCUGAGCUGCCCCUGCUGGGCUGUGUGGAGACCCUGGGGUCUGAGCUGGGCUUGGACUGAGCUGCUGCCGUGCUGCUGGGGCUCAGAGGCCGCUCCGCUGGCAUGGCAUCAGGCUCCGCAGACAGGCAGCUUUGGCGAGUGGGCAGGCCCCUCCUUGAGUGGGACCUCCGUCUGGCCUGGUGGGUGUCCGAGGCGUCCUGGCAGCUCCGGUGUCUGUCUUGGGGCCUAGCUCAGCCAGGCUGGGGCGGGAGCCUCUGUGGCUCCCUCCUGCCUUGGGCUACUGGCAGGACAGUUAUCUCACGCCAGAGAGCUGGGUUCGAGGGGUGAGGUUGCGGGGCUGAGCUAGCAGGGCAGGGAGUAGUGGGCACUGCAAUUUGCUGCCCAGGUGAGUUUGGGGCCAGAAGUCCCUGAGUGCAGGAGGACAGACUGCCCGACCUGGCACCCAUGGUGGAGGAGGGCUUUCAGGGUCAUCACUGGCAACUCCAUGGGAGUGUGUAAGGCCCCUUCCUGAGCUCGGGUGUCAGCUCAGAGCUGAAGGCAGGGUGGGUGGGGGUGCCCCAGCCUGGCCGGAAGCAGACAGCAGGCUGCUGGUCCAGGGUCCGGGACCCCCGGGAGGAGGCACUGCUGUGUGUCUGUGUGUGUGCAAGCAAGGGUCUGGACCUGUGUCUCUGCAUGUCACAUCUCUGAACAUGCGUGUUCUCUGCACACUGUGUCUCCAUGAGUGGGAGCCUGUGGCCCUGCCUGGCUGUCUCAGUGGCCUGAGUGAGCAGAAUUUGGCAGCUCACUUGCUGUUUCAAGGCUCUCCUGGUUGGGGUGCUCCAUAGGGGUCUUGCUCCCGAGUCAGGUGCACUCCUUGGCCACCCCGACUGCCCCUCUGCCCUGUGGUGACAGGGCCCCGGGGGGUGUUCCCUACCCUCCUCUGGGAGCAUCUCUGGCUGUGCAGCUGAGGGUGGAAACCAGGGCUCCACUCUGGCUCUCUCUCUUCUGCAGAGCUUGGGGCUACCUUGGCCGCACCCACCGCCCGCCCACCCACUGGUCAGCCUUCCGGGGGCCCUGAGCACCGCCCGGCCUCCUUUCUCUGGCCAGCCCAGAGCUGAAGCGCUGCGGCAUGGCGCGCGCCUGCCUCCAGGCCGUCAAGUACCUCAUGUUCGCCUUCAACCUGCUCUUCUGGCUGGGAGGCUGUGGCGUGCUAGGCGUUGGCAUCUGGCUGGCGGCCACACAGGGGAGCUUCGCCACGCUGUCCUCGUCCUUCCCGUCCCUGUCGGCCGCCAACCUGCUCAUCGUCACCGGCACCUUUGUCAUGGCCAUCGGCUUCGUGGGCUGCCUGGGUGCCAUCAAGGAGAACAAGUGCCUCCUGCUCACUUUUUUCCUGCUGCUCCUGCUGGUGUUCCUGCUGGAGGCCACCAUCGCCAUCCUCUUCUUCGUCUACACAGACAAGAUUGACAGGUACGCCCAGCGAGACCUGAAGAAAGGCCUGCACCUGUAUGGCACGCAGGGCAACGUGGGUCUCACCAACGCCUGGAGCAUCAUCCAGACUGAUUUCCGUUGCUGUGGCGUCUCCAACUACACCGACUGGUUCGAGGUGUACAAUGCCACACGUGUGCCCGACUCGUGCUGCCUGGAGUUCAGUGAGAGCUGCGGGCUGCACGCGCCCGGCACCUGGUGGAAGGCGCCCUGCUACGAGACGGUGAAGGUGUGGCUGCAGGAAAACCUGCUGGCUGUGGGUGUCUUCGGGCUGUGCACGGCGCUGGUGCAGAUCCUGGGCCUGACCUUCGCCAUGACCAUGUACUGCCAGGUGGUCAAGGCAGACACCUACUGCGCAUAGGCCGCCCGCCCGACGGAUGCCCACGGGGAGAUGGCGGCACCACACCUGCCUUUCCCACCACCGGCUCAGUGCUCUGCCCCAUGCUGGGAGGGAGGGGAGGGGGACAGAUGCCCGGAACCUGUUUCUGGAAGGCCCUGGCUUGGGUGGCUUCAGGGCCUCCGGACCCCCGGGGAGGGAAUGUCCACAGACUGGCUGCAGAACCCGGGGCAGGGGUGGGAGGGGCUUCCAGCAGUUUUUGUAUCUAUCAUUCUCCAGAGUGGUGUUCACACGGGAGCCAGCCUUCGGCCCCUGGCCUCCUGGGUCACAGGCUGGGGCUGGAGGGGCCAGGUCUCGGCAUCCUGGAGGUGGCCCCGCUGCCCUGGUGCUCUAGGCUGGGCCGCGGGCCCCUCGCCUACAUUCCACAGUGGCCGUGGGGCUCCUGGUGCAUCUCUUAAUAAAGUGUGAGCAGCC